Molecule: messenger RNA, 1747 nt
Organism: Manacus vitellinus (golden-collared manakin)
Lineage: Eukaryota; Metazoa; Chordata; Aves; Passeriformes; Pipridae
Product: granulocyte-macrophage colony-stimulating factor receptor subunit alpha-like
Exons: 14
Coding region: 111-1586 (491 amino acids)
Biological process (GO): cytokine-mediated signaling pathway; immunoglobulin mediated immune response
Cellular component (GO): external side of plasma membrane; membrane
Molecular function (GO): cytokine receptor activity; protein binding
Source: RefSeq, a predicted model, not a curated record
UACUCUCAAAGCGUGCAAAAAUAUACCACUAGGGAAAAUUCAUAGUUUCUGCCUUUUUUGUGCUCUGUUACUGUAACGGCCACAGGGAAAGAGGUUUUCAAGGAGAAGAAAUGAAUGGGACAGCCAUUGAAAAUUUUGUCUGUGUCAUUUUUAAUGUGUCCUUCAUGAACUGCACGUGGCAUGUGGGCAGGACUGCUACAAGAGAUACCCAGUAUUUUCUGUACUGGAGGCCCUCAGAGAAAGAAGAUGUCACAGGGUGCCAGAAUUACAUCAAAGAUAAUUGGGGAAGGAACACAGGAUGUCGAUUCCAAAAUGUGACAAUAGCAUAUAAGUAUGCUUAUUUCCUGGUAAAUGGAUCUAGAAGUGGACAAAACAUUCAGUCAUAUGAGAAGAAGAUUAUGCUAUACAAAAUUGAAAAACUCACCCCUCCAUUAAAUGUCACUGUGAACUGUAGAGAAACUUCUCAUACAUGUAAUAUUCAGUGGCAACCACCUCACACAAGUCAUGUGAAAAGAAGCAGCUGUUUCAAAUAUGAAAUUGUCAUAGAAAACAAGGCUGAUCCUGAGAAAAACUUCAACACCACAUCUAAAACACACUCCUACCUAUAUGAGAAUUUCCGCGCAGAAAAAAGGUACAGCGUCAAAAUCAGAGCAGCUGACACAGGCAUUUGUUUAGUGAGCCCAGGUUGGGGAGAGUGGAGUACACCUGUGGAGUUUGGCAUGAAUGGGUCAGCCAUUGAAAAUUUUUCCUGUGUGAUUUAUAACAUUUGCCUCAUGAACUGCACUUGGCAGGCAGGAAGGGAUGCUCCAGCAGAUACACAGUAUUUUCUCUACUGGCAGAACUCAAGAGAUGAUGGGCAGAUGGAAUGUGAGCUUUACAUUAAAGAUGAAAACGGCAGAAACGUGGGAUGUAGAUUACAAAAUGUGAGGAUAGAGAUUGAAAAAGCUUACUUCCUAGUUAAUGGGUCUAGCAAAGACUCCCUGAUCCAGUUCUAUGAUGAGUACAUUGAACUGUAUAAAAUUGAAAAGCUCAUGCCUCCAUCAAAUAUCACUGUCAACUGUGAUGAAAAUAAAAAUGAUUGCAUAAUUCAAUGGCAACGACCCCAAAUAAGUCACUCUAACAAAGACAAGUGUUUUGAAUAUGAAAUCAACAUAAAGUAUAAGGAUAAUCCUGAAGGAAAGCCCAAAUAUGCUUUUAAACAAGAAGGGGGAAAUAGUCACACAUUUCCAAGGUCCAACACAAGAAAGAAAUAUCUCUUGAAAAUGAGAACAGCUGGCAGUGCCUGCCUUGUGAACCCAGCCUGGGGGGAAUGGAGUGCACCUCUUGAGUUUGGAAAUGAGGAAAUUAUUUCUUCUUCAGUGUGGAUUUUACUCAUUGUAGCAUUUGUAACACCAUUAAUGGCAAUCAUUGCAAUUUUGUUCUUCAAAAGGACUGGCUGUUGGAAAGCAGCAUUUCCACAAAUCCCAGGGCCAAAACCUGCUUUUUUUGGACUGCCUGAUACAAAUCCAGAGCUGAUGGAGAGCAAAAUUCAGUCAACAACAUCUCCAAAUGAAGAGAUAAUAGUAGUUGCUGACAUAGCAAGAUAACCAAGAAAAAGAAGAGUCUAAAAUUGCAUUUCUUAGACAACUGUAUAUUCCUACAGAAAGUCUGGAAUAAUAUAUAUAGGCUUUCUUCACUCUCUUUUUUUUUCUUGUAAAAAACAGUGAUGCAGCCAUGAGAGAAUGAUACUUCACAUGCAACCUUUUUA